UUGGUCCCUUCAGUUUUCCUCUAUUUUUCUUAAAAGUUCCAAACAAAUGCUUUUCUACUUGUUUCUUAGUGAGUUGGGUUUCUUUUUUCGUUUUAGGGUAUUUUUUUAGAUUCUCAGGGUUGGGAUGAAACUUUGAGAAUUUAGUUUGCUAGGAUUAUUGUUAACUGGUAUCUCUUUGUGUAUAUAACAUUUUGAUUGUGAGUGUAUGUGGGCUUGUUUGUUUAACUUAGUGUGUAAUUGAAAGAGAAUCCAAAUCAGAGAGUUGUGUAGUCACUGGAAGGUACAAGGAAAGGGUAUUCAGCCUUUGUGAGUCGCUAAAAUAAAUAGCUGCUGAGUGAUUAUUAAUGGCGCCGAAUCCUAGAGUUGCAGCAGCCUUCCGUGCAAUGAAGGAUAUUGGAAUUAAAGAAGAUAAAGUGAAACCAGUGUUAAUUAAACUUCUAAAAUUAUAUGAAAAAAACUGGGAACUUAUUGAAGAAGAGAAUUACAGAGCUCUUGCAGAUGCCAUAUUUGAGGUGGAGGAUACUAAGGUUGUGGAUCAAAAGAAGAAAUGCAACAAUACUGAUGAGGAGGAUUUGGAGGAAGAAGCUCAGACGCAUGAUGAGCCUGAACGCCCCCUAAAGAGGUUGCACUUGAGAAGUCAAGGUGGUCAGGUUUCACCGUUGGUCAACUCUUGCAGCCACAAUUUGGAUGGAAGUUCGUCUGAAAGGCCUAAAAUGGAGGAGGAUGAACUGCCCAAGUCUCAUUUCCAACAGCGGCCUCAGGAAAUAAUGGAGACACCUCAGUCCAUCCAGCAAACCAUCUCACCUCAGCUUAGUAUUGUUAAUAAGGGCAAGAAACCUCUCUUACCUCGUAUUGAUUCCCUUGAGAAAAGAUCCAUGUCAGAUAGAGAAUCUCAUGUUGUGCACAUUAAAGAGCCAAUGGUUGAGUCAGACAUUGCUCUUUUGCCCAAGCAGAAGAUUCCUAAUACUCGCGUUUUGAUCAAGCCAAAGGAUGAGCCAUUUGAUGACAUGUUUAACAGUGAUGUACCAGACCACGAGGUGCCUAUUGCAGUGAUCCAUCCAGAUCCCUGUAAGGUAGAUUCUUCAGUUGGGCAUGUUUCAGUUAAAAAACAAGAUGGUCCAGAAAUUCCAGCUUCCCAAUGUCUUGGUGAAGGAAAUAGAGGUGAUGGUACUCUAGCUCCAUCAAGCGAGAGGGAAACCAACCAUACACUUGCAACCAUCCCAGAGGAACCUCCUCCCAUUGUUGAGAUUGCCUCCUUGCCCUUGGGAGAGGAAGGAUCAAUAAAGAGAAUUCCAACUCCUGAUGUAUUGGGGAGAUCUUCCCCAAAGGAUGCUUUGGAUAUGGAAGACAAAGAAGAAAAUUUGAGCUUGUCACCCCAUUCUUCUAAUGGAUCAGUCCAUAUUCAAUGCUCUCCUGCAGUGGCUGAGCAUUUUUCAAGACUUCCGCAGGCUUUGAAUGGUCUUGAUGGUCACAUACAUGCCGGUAAGAAAAUCACUAAAAGUAGCUGUGCUGGAAGUGAGCCUGAAAAGGAACUGGAAGAUCCUGAAUCAAGGAAUUCAUGUAGUUUGGUGGUUGUCCCGCAAUAUCAGAUAAGUCCUAGUGAUUCAAUGUCUAUCCAUGAUGUUAACGAUGUCUCAAAAGGAGAAGAAAAGGUCAGAAUUCCAUGGGUCAAUGCAAUCAACAUUGAACGUCUACCACCCUUUAAGUACAUACCUCAAAACCUUGUUUUCCAAAAUGCUUAUGUUAACUUGACCCUUUCUCGGAUUGGAGAUGAGGACUGCUGUUUGGCUUGUUUGGGUGAUUGCCUAUCCUCAUCUACACCUUGUCAUUGUGCAAAUGAAACUGGACGCCAGUUUGCCUACACACAAGGAGGUCUUCUUAGGGAAAAGUUCUUGGAAGAGUGCAUCUCUAUGACUCAUGACCCACAAAGACACGGGCAUUUGUAUUGUAGAGAAUGUCCGCUUGAAAGAUUGAGGAAUGGGGACUGUUUAGAACCAUGCAAAGGCCACUUAAGGAGGAAGUUUAUCAAGGAAUGCUGGAACAAGUGUGGCUGCAGUAAAAAAUGUGGCAAUCGAGUGGUACAGCGAGGCAUAACUUGCAAGUUGCAGGUGUUUUGCACUUCUGAAGGAAAAGGGUGGGGUCUCCGAACCCUAGAGGAACUGCCAAGAGGUGCAUUUGUGUGUGAGUAUGCUGGAGAAAUUCUAACCAACACUGAGUUGUAUGAUAGGAACUUGGAAAAAAGCAGAAGUGGCAAACCGGCAUACUCAGUGCUACUUGAUGCUGACUGGGGUUCAGGAGAUCUAAAUAAUGAAGAAGCUCUCUGUUUGGACGCAACAUUUUUUGGCAAUGUUGCUAGGUUUAUUAACCAUAGGUGUUUGGAUGCAAACUUGGUAGAGAUCCCUGUUAAAGUGGAGAGCCCUGAUCAUGCCUACUACCAUCUUGGCUUCUUCACUACAAGGGUAGUAGCUGCCAUGGAAGAGCUCACUUGGGAUUAUGGCAUCGACUUUGAAGACCAUGAUCAGCCUGUGAGGACAUUCUGGUGCCGAUGCAGUAGCAAGUUCUGCAGGAACAUGAAGCGUUCAAAUGGAUCUAGAUCUGCAUCAACUGCAAGAUGAACAACAAUGGGGAUUGAUUUACUGGCCUUCCCCACAGCGAAGAAAUAUGGAUGAAGCAGAUUGUAGAUUGUACCGGACUAGAGUUGCUCAAACUCUACUGCCUAGUGUAAAGUGGCAGAUAGAUUUUUCAGAUGCUUUUGAACAAGAUUUUGGUAGAUUCACCCUAGGUGGUUCAAAGUCAUCGGUCCUCUUGACAAAAGAUCUUGCCACUAACUGUGGGCUAUCGGACGGUCUUGACAAUAGGAAUAUGGUUCUGUUUAGCUGUUGCUUUAGAAAGGGUGCAACUGUUUGUUAAAUUGGUUCCACGACCAAUGGGAUGUAUAAUGCAUGUAAUGGGAAAUUUGCUGGGAAAAAUAGCAGGUUUAACAACCUUGCUAUAUGGUGACUGAUCCAAUUGUUUACAAGAUUUCCGGUUGCUUAAGGGCGGUUUGUUUUCUGUCAAGCCUGAAAAGUUGCUUCAAACCUUUUCUGCUUUCC
Molecule: messenger RNA, 3092 nt
Organism: Juglans regia (Persian walnut)
Lineage: Eukaryota; Viridiplantae; Streptophyta; Magnoliopsida; Fagales; Juglandaceae
Product: probable inactive histone-lysine N-methyltransferase SUVR2
Exons: 11
Coding region: 345-2615 (756 amino acids)
Cellular component (GO): nucleus
Molecular function (GO): zinc ion binding; histone methyltransferase activity; protein binding
Source: RefSeq, a predicted model, not a curated record